UAGGGCCAGGACUUGAUAGAAAAUACAUUUUUGUGCCAUUCACCUUCAACAUGUUUACAAGACCAGGAUGUGUACAGUAUAAUAGGAUGUAAACAAACAAGUGGCCAUUUUUUCUAAUGGCUUUAUUAAAGACAGCGACUGUUGGUUUAUUAGCUGUUAUAUCGGCACCAUUAUCAGGCAAGACCUGUGGGCAAAGUGCAUCAAAUAUCACCCAUUAUCUAAUCCUCUUAAUCUGAAGAGAGUCAUGGGAGGGGGUUUGGAGCCAAUCCUAGCUGACUUUGGACAAGAGGCCGGGUAAACCCUGGACAGGGCUCAUCAAAUAUCAAUAAUGAUCAAAGUUUGGGAGAUGCAGAUUAAUUUGUAAUCUCAUUCACAGUGUUAUUAGUAGGAUUUAUGACUCAAGAUAGCAACAUAUUAAAAAGUAACCUUCUUUCUGAGUUGCUUAGUGUUCAUCGCUGCAGUCUCAGGAUGUUAAAGAUAGUGCUACUCUUAAUGACCCUGCCUGGCCUCCAGGCUGUCCCAGUCGCAGCUCCUAGAGGUUUGCCCGAGACAUCCUCGACCUACCAGCUGCCUGAUGGCUUUCAACAGGGAAAUGAACCCAUUCUUGAUGGCUUCAGACAAGGCACUGUCACUGGAGAGAUGGAGAGAAGACAAUGGCUCACAGAUGAGGGCCAUGUUGAUGUUCCAGCCCAAAAGAGUGGUGGGGGUUGGGUGCGGGUGGAGGAGGCCUCUGCUCCACAUCUCCCGGAUGGCUUCAGACAGGGAACAGAGCCCUUCAUGCCCAUCCGGGACGGCUUCAGGCAGGGAACCGCGCCCUUCAUGCCCAUCCGGGACGGCUUCAGGCAGGGACCCGAGCCCUUCAUGCCCAUCCGGGACGGCUUCACGCAGGGAACCGAGCCCUUCAUGCCCAUCCGGGACGGCUUCAGGCAGGGAACCGGAACUUCCACCUCUUGGAUUCAAACAGUAGCGUGUAAGGGGGAGGACAUCAGUGGAAACUGCUACGAGUUCAACCCUACACCACUGACCUUCCAAGAUGCACAGGUCUUAUGCAGAGCUCUUGCUCCAAAUGCUGAGCUUGCAUCAGUAACCAGUGGUGAUCUCCAUUACCACCUGGUUUCACUGGUGACCAAGGGUGGUGAGAGCAGCCCUGUGCUGACCUGGCUGGGAGGAAUGGUCAAGAACCAGCAGACAUCAUGGGUAGAUGGGUCAGAGUGGAGUUACAGUGACUGGAUGCCAGGCCACCCCAACAAACACACAAACAAACUCGUCUGUGUGGAAAUGUUCAAGAUGGAUGAGAGCUGGACGGCCGCUGAUUGUGACCUGAAGAGAGCGUCCAUCUGCUCCUACCCCAUCACUGCAUAAGAUCACAAAGCAACACAGCAUCAGAAAGCAGGCCCUUGAUUUUGCUGACAAUAUUGUUUCCAUUAGUCUGGUGUACCUACCACUUUGUCUGCUUGAAUAAAACUUGGCAUAUUAU
This is a messenger RNA of Monopterus albus (swamp eel), 1477 nucleotides long. RefSeq lists its product as uncharacterized. Bases 394 to 1362 code for a protein of 322 amino acids. NCBI's taxonomy places the organism in Eukaryota, Metazoa, Chordata, Actinopteri, Synbranchiformes, Synbranchidae. The record is from RefSeq and is a predicted model, not a curated record. The transcript has 7 exons.